AUCACCAACGAGUAAAAGUCGAUGAUUGGCGAAAAACCCCGAUUCGAGUUAUUUGAGUGAAGUUAGCCGAUAAAUAAACACGCAUUCCGGGAAAAUGGCGGACGAACAAUUGCCUGCUGGGUGGGAAAAGCGGUUAAGUCGGUCAACCGGCCAACAUUACUACUUGAAUGUUUACACCAAAGAGUCCCAAUGGGAUGUCCCCGAUAAACCUGCAGAACCAGUGUCUUCAAGUGGCCCCGAACAAGUCCAAUGCUCACAUUUACUUGUCAAACACAAAGACUCUCGAAGACCAUCGUCCUGGAGAGAGGAGAAUAUCACAAGAACUAAGGAUGAAGCCUUGGAUUUAGUCAAAUCUUAUCGGGAACAAAUAGUCCAGGGGAAGGCCUCAUUUGCUGAUUUAGCGUCAAAGUACUCGGAUUGCUCAUCGGCUAAACGAGGGGGCGAUCUUGGGUCGUUCAAAAGGGGGGCUAUGCAGAAGCCUUUUGAAGAAGCGUCUUUUGCACUCAAAGUUGGGGAAUUGUCAGAACCCGUUUUUACCGACUCGGGAGUGCAUAUUAUUCUGCGUACUGUUUAGAUUAAUUAUUACUCUAAGUUCAUUCAUUCUUUCAGGUCUUGUUAACGUAAUUUAUAACGCAUUUACGCCAAACAUUCAUAUUUAUUAAUAUUGAGAUUGGAGCUGUAAAUUUCUUUUAUAAUGUUUUAAUUAAUUGUGGUAACUUUUGUUAUUUGAUUAUGCACAAUAAAGGCAAGCACUCCUGUUA
Tribolium madens (black flour beetle) is the source of this 761-nucleotide messenger RNA. Its product is annotated as peptidyl-prolyl cis-trans isomerase NIMA-interacting 1-like. The record is from RefSeq and is a predicted model, not a curated record. The coding region runs from base 95 to 574 and encodes 159 amino acids. NCBI's taxonomy places the organism in Eukaryota, Metazoa, Arthropoda, Insecta, Coleoptera, Tenebrionidae. Gene Ontology annotation, molecular function: peptidyl-prolyl cis-trans isomerase activity; protein binding. Gene Ontology annotation, cellular component: cytosol; nucleus. The transcript has 3 exons.